Molecule: messenger RNA, 1782 nt
Organism: Lutra lutra (Eurasian river otter)
Lineage: Eukaryota; Metazoa; Chordata; Mammalia; Carnivora; Mustelidae
Gene: TSLIG3B
Product: family with sequence similarity 98 member B
Exons: 8
Coding region: 74-1372 (432 amino acids)
Cellular component (GO): tRNA-splicing ligase complex
Source: RefSeq, a predicted model, not a curated record
CGGAACCUUGGCGCCGUGACGCAGGUUUCCGGCGGGCUUCUUAGAGCGCCGAACAGCUUUGGGCCGAAGGACCAUGAGAGGGCCGGAGUUGGGUCCCGAACCUACGAUGGAGGGGGACGUUCUGGAUACCCUGGAGGCGCUGGGGUAUAAGGGACCACUGUUAGAAGAGCAAGCCCUUACCAAGGCAGCAGAGGGUGGACUGUCUUCACCUGAAUUUUCAGAGCUCUGUGUUUGGUUAGGCUCUCAAAUAAAAUCAUUGUGCAACUUGGAAGAAAGUAUCACUUCAGCUGGGAGAGAUGAUCUAGAAAGCUUCCAGCUUGAGAUAAGUGGGUUUUUAAAAGAAAUGGCAUGCCCAUAUUCUGUACUCAUAUCAGGAGAUAUUAAGGACCGUUUAAAAAAGAAGGAUGACUGUUUGAAGCUUCUAUUAUUUUUAAGUACAGAGCUUCAAGCUUUACAGAUACUGCAGAACAAGAAACAUAAAAAUUCUCAGUUAGAUAAAAACAGUGAAAUUUAUCAGGAAGUUCAAGCUAUCUGUGAUACUCUUGGUGUACCCAAGUCAGCAACUUCUGACAUUCCGCUUAUGCUAAACCAAGUGGAAUCAAAGGUGAAAGAUAUACUCUCAAAAGUCCAGAAAAAUCAUGUGGGAAAACCACUGCUGAAAAUUGACUUAAAUCUGCAACAAGCGGAACAACUGGAAAGAAUCAAUGAUGCGCUUUCUUGUGAAUAUGAGUGUCGCCGGCGGAUGCUAAUGAAACGGUUAGAUGUGACUGUGCAGUCCUUUGGUUGGUCUGAUAGAGCAAAGGUAAAAACAGAUGACAUAGCAAGAAUUUACCAGCCUAAGCGUUAUGCUUUAUCACCCAAGACAACGAUUACACUGGCACAUCUGCUUGCUGCUCGUGAAGAUCUGUCCAAGAUCAUUAGAACAAGUAGUGGCUCCAGCCGAGAGAAGACGGCAUGUGCCAUUAAUAAGGUGUUGAUGGGAAGGGUGCCUGACAGAGGAGGACGGCCGAAUGAAAUUGAACCACCACCCCCUGAAAUGCCCCCUUGGCAAAAGAGACAAGAUGGCGGCGGAAGGGGUGGUUGGGGUGGUGGAGGUGGUGGGGGUGGUCGAGGAGGUGGUGGGGGUGGAAGAGGUGGUUGGGGAGGUGGGGGAGGUUGGGGAGGUGGUGGAGGAGGAGGUGGUGGAGGAGGAGGGUGGGGAGGAAGCGGGGGAGGGGGUGGUAGAGGAGGAGGUUUCCAAGGCAGAGGAGAUUAUGGGGGGAGGGGAGAUUAUGGUGGAAGAGGAGGGGGCUAUGGUGGAAGAGGGGGCUAUGGUGGAAGAGGUUAUGGAGAUCCAUAUGGAGGAGGUGGCGGUGGAUAUAGAAGAUAUUAAAAUCUACCAAAAUUAGAUAGCAGUGCUUACUUCUUGGCAGAGACAUUAGCUGUAGUGUUCUAGAUAACAUACUUGAAUGUCAUUUUUGAAGUAAACACCAUGUUAGAUACCCUAUACCAUUCUUGAAUUGGGUUAAUCUGUAAGAGCAUUGUUUUAUACUACCAUUUGAUCUCUUUAGAGUGAUGAUUUUUCCAUAUUCUGUGUACCCUUGAGCAUGUCUUUUUAAAAAACAAAAAAUGAGCAAAAAUUAUUUUUAAAAAUGUAAAUAUUUAUUACCAUCAUACUUGGAAAAUGGAAAGUAUUUUAUUGUCAUGAUUGAAUUUAGAUUGUUACCUGUAUUUUAUUCAGGUUUGAAACAUAAAUUACCCAACUUGUAAUGGAAAGGAAUAUAGACUAUUGCCUCAUCUGUA